AUGCGCGCCUCUGCUGUUUGUCGCGCGUUUCCCACGAACUCGGCGUCGCUUCACAGCGACCUUGUGCGCUUCAUCCACCCCCUUGCACGCCGCCUGCGUGAGAAAGGCGGUUGUUUACGUGCCAUGGCGGGGAGCCGUGAACAGAGCCCUGCCGUGCACCUCAACGGGUGCACCGGCCGGACCCCCGGCGUUCGAAUGCCCAUCACAUACUUCUCAGAUCACAUGAACGCCUUGCUUAACCGGCCACUGGAAUCCGCCACAGGCGUUGAUGCAACGGUGCCGCUUUACCGUUGCCCCAUCUGCUGCUCCGCGGGCGCAGCCACAGACGAGGCAGAAGAUAGUGGGUUUCAAAUGCGGUGGAUGACGCCACAGGAAGUGACGCGGCACAUGAGUUGGUUGCACGCCUCCACAGGAGCUGCGCAGUCCAGUUUUGCAGCUUUUAAUGCGCUAGAAAUGCAGCGUCUGUUUAAGGCAUUGCCGUCUUCUGCAGAUGACCUGAGUGAUGAGGAGGGGAGUCUCUCGCUACCACGCGUGGUAGUUCUUCUUGAUGUGGCGAACAUUGAGCUUGGCACGGAAGACGUGCUGGUCGAACUGCUAAAGAACUGGGAUUGCCUUAAUUUUUUUAGUCGUGUGGCCUGCGCAUUUGUGUGUGUGCAUGAGGUGUUUAUCCCCCACACCUCGCGCCCUGGCCACAUCUUCUUUCAUCUUUCACGGAUGCACCCACACUCAGACCUUUACACUGUCUAUGCCGCGACGCGAAAGGAGUCGGGGGACCUCGUCUCGGCCUCACUGAUGGGUGAGUUGCUGCUGCGCAAUGUGCGGGGCUGCGGUCCGGCAGUGGUGCUGCUCACAAGGGACCUCUUACAGAAGUCGUGCGUGGCAGAGAUGUUUAGCGGGAUUGCAGGCAAAUGUGGGCGUGUGUAUUUGCCACGCUUUACAGCCACCAGCAUUCUUCAGAAUCUGCGGGAGGCGAAUAAUGCAGGCAUGGGAUGA
Messenger RNA from Trypanosoma rangeli, 993 nucleotides. RefSeq lists its product as uncharacterized. The transcript has a single exon. NCBI's taxonomy places the organism in Eukaryota, Euglenozoa, Kinetoplastea, Trypanosomatida, Trypanosomatidae. Bases 1 to 993 code for a protein of 330 amino acids. The record is from RefSeq and is a predicted model, not a curated record.